Penaeus chinensis is the source of this 1841-nucleotide messenger RNA. RefSeq names its product semaphorin-1A-like. Gene Ontology annotation, molecular function: chemorepellent activity; semaphorin receptor binding. Gene Ontology annotation, biological process: neural crest cell migration; semaphorin-plexin signaling pathway; negative regulation of axon extension involved in axon guidance. The record is from RefSeq and is a predicted model, not a curated record. Lineage: Eukaryota; Metazoa; Arthropoda; Malacostraca; Decapoda; Penaeidae.
AUGUCUAAUGAACAAGGACAGAGAAAUAGGAAUCAAGAUGAUAAUUUAGAUUAUAUCACGUUAUCUAGUGAACAAGAAGAUAUAAACUGUGAGAAGAUUCAAACUAUAUUAAAGAAACCAAAGAAAAAAGAUAUUGAUAAUAAUAACAUGCCAUUCAUCACAUUGCAAGUUAUAUUAAAUUUAAUCGAGGAAUGCUUCGUUGAUUUGGCUUCGUUGAUAGAUCAAAGAAAAGGCGCGAGAAAGGCUAUUAGAAGAGGCACCGUUAUGAAACAGGACGAAUUUAAUUAUAGAGAAGCUGGAAAUGCACCAGGAGACAUGCGCGAUAUGAUUGUGCCCCCUUGUAUAUCAAAAUUAACAUGUAUAUCUGGGGAUAAUAGUACCACUACAGAUUACUUUAAACUAUUAGGGAGAGAUGGUCAAGCUUUACUUAUUGGAGGAAGAAACAUUGUAUAUAAUCUUUCGAUUAGGAAUAUAAAGGAAAAUAUAAGUCAAAGAAUAAUUUGGUAUCCUACCGAGACGGAUAUUCACACAUGUUUUUUAAAGGGAAAAAAUAAAGAGUUUUGCCAAAAUUAUAUGCGGGUCUUGAUAAAAAUAGACAAGAACCAAUAUCUAGUUUGUGGUACAAAUGCAUAUAAUCCUCUAUGUCGAUAUUAUAUUCAAGAGACUGCUGGUACCUUUAUUUUUACCGAGACAUAUAAAGGCGUUGGGCAAUGUCCGUUCGAUCCCAGACAAAAUUCUACACAUGUCUAUGUUGAUGGUGAAUUAUAUUCUGGGACAGUAGCAAAUUUCCAGGGAACAACUCAUAUCAUCUCCAAGAAUCGACUUACGACACAAGCUGCUACAUAUGAACAACUUAACGCCCCCAACUUUGUACAGUCUUUCGGUUAUGGUGAAUUUGUAUAUUUUUUCUUCCGUGAAACAGCCAUAGAAUUUAUGAAUUGUGGUAAAAAAGUUUAUUCGAGAGUCGCUCGUGUAUGUAAGAAUGAUCAAGGUGAUAAAAAAUCUCAGACCAAAUGGACAUCCUUCUUGAAGAGCAGACUCAAUUGUUCUGUUCCCGGAGAAUUUCCUUUCUAUUUUGAUGAAAUCCAGUCCGUCACCAAUAUCAUCACUGGUGUAUACGGAGGACAGAUUCAUGAUAUUGUCUAUGCUGUAUUUACAACGCCACCAAACUCUAUUCCAGGGUCCGCUGUGUGUGCUUUUUCUAUCCGUUCCAUUCAAGAUACUUUCGAUGGUGAUUUUAAGGAACAGGAAACAAAAAAUUCUAAUUGGCUUACCAUGCCUCUGAAUAAGAUACCUAAAAUACGACCUGGUAGUUGUGCUCCUAAUAAUCAAAGUUUUCCUGACGAAUUUAUAGCCUUUAUGCAAUCACACACUCUCAUGAAUACAGCUGUCCCUGGGUUCUUUGGUCGUCCAUUUAUUAAUACUCUUCGAUAUCGUUUUACUAAGAUCGCUGUUGACCCUCAAAUUAAACUUCAGGAUGGACGAAUAGUUGAUGUCAUCUUUUUAGGAACAACUUUAUCCAUAAUAAAACUCGUAAAUGUUUUGUCGUAUGAAAAUAUACAUCUUGUAGACCCAAUUAUUAUUGAAGAAAUUCGAAUCUUUUCACGACCAAAGACUAUAACAAAUUUACACCUUAUAAAAAAGAGAGGUAGAGGAAAAAAAUUGAUUAUAAUAACCUAUGAUGAAAUUAAAUCAAUUGAUCUUCAUCGUUGUUUUCGAGCCAAAUCUUGCCAGUCGUGUAUUGGUCUGAGAGAUCCAUACUGUGGUUGGUAUGCUAGCCAGGAAAAGUGUACCCCAUUGAGUCUUGAGACUAGAGAAUAUAUCUUUCAGAACAUAUCUGG